Molecule: messenger RNA, 942 nt
Organism: Diversispora eburnea
Lineage: Eukaryota; Fungi; Glomeromycota; Glomeromycetes; Diversisporales; Diversisporaceae
Source: the annotation of a GenBank genome assembly
UCAGGGUUUACAGGUGUAGGAUAUCCUAAAAUAACGCCAAUUGCUUUAGCAGAAUAUGUUGAAAAAAAUAAACUUCAAGGAAAAUUAAGAUUUGAUUUAUUUGUGGGUGCUAGUGUUGCUCCUGAAACUGAAAAUAGAUGGGCAAGGAAUUUAAUGAUAGCUCGUCGUUAUCCAUAUCAAUCUGGCAAAGAUGUUCAAAAAGAAAUUAAUAUGAAUCGAACAUUAUUUGCUGAUAAACAUCUUUCGGAAUUUCCUUUGGGAAAUAAAAUGGAAAAAUUAGAUGUUGUAAUUAUUGAAGUAACAGCUAUUACAGAAGAAGGAUAUUUAAUUCCUGGAGCAUCAGUGGGAGCUACACCAGAACUUGUUCAAUCAGCAGAAAAUAUUAUUGUUGAAGUUAAUACUGCUUUACCAAAUUUUGAAGGAUUACAUGAUAUUACUUUUAGUAAAUUUGCACCUUAUAAAUUUCCAAUUUUGAUUCAAAGAGUUGAUGAUAGAAUUGGAACUGUGUUAAUAGAAUCAAAAAAAGUAGAUAAACAACAAGCAAGUGCAUUAGCAGAUGAAACAUCAAUAAAAAUAGCAAAUAAUAUACUUGAAUUCUUUGAGAAUGAAGUUAACAUGGGUAGAUUACCUAAACAACUUUUACCUCUUCAAUCAGGUGUAGGAAAUAUAGCUAAUUCUAUUAUUGGAGGUUUAGUUGAUGGUCCAUUUUCGAAUGUUGAAGUUUGGACUGAAGUUAUUCAAGAUACAUUCUUAGAUUUCUGGGAACAUCAUAAAUUAUCUUUUGCAUCAGCUACAAGUAUUUCAUUUUCAACGGAAGGAUUUGAUCGAUUUUAUGAAAUUUGGGAUGACGUAAAAGAUCGAUUAGUGCUUAGAAGUCAAAGUGUUAGUAAUUCACCUGAAAUUAUUAGACGAUUGGGUGUAAUUGCUAUGAAUACUCCUUAA